AUGUCAAACUGUACCAAAAAUGUAAAGACACCAACUCCAGUUCUGCCUGUCACUGCAAAUGUCACCUAUCCAACAAUUCAGCCUGAACCAUAUCUGUAUGCCGUUGGACGACAGAAGUUAAUAGAUGCACAGUAUCAGUGCUAUGACCGUAUGGAACAGUUGCCUCCUUAUGAAGGAGAGGGUCUCUACUGCAAUCGCACUUGGGACGGAUGGAUGUGCUGGGAUGAUACCCCAGCUGGUGUGCUCUCCGUUCAGCUCUGCCCUGACUACUUCCCCGACUUCGACACAGGAGAAAAGGUCACAAAGCUUUGUGAUGAAAAGGGGAUGUGGUUCAAACACCCCGAAAACAACCGCACGUGGACCAACUACACCUUAUGCAACGCCUACGCGCCUGAGAAGAUGCAGAAUGCGUUUGUCCUGUACUAUUUGGCGAUUGUGGGCCACUCCAUGUCGAUCUUCACCUUGGUCAUUUCGCUGACAAUUUUUGUGUGUUUCCGGAGUCUUGGGUGCCAGCGAGUGACCCUGCACAAGCACAUGUUCCUGACCUACAUCCUGAAUUCCAUAAUCAUCAUCGUCCACCUGAUUGAAGUUGUGCCCAAUGGCGAGCUGGUGCGUCGGGACCCGGUGAGCUGCAAGAUUCUGCAAUUCUUCCACCAGUACAUGAUGGCCUGCAAUUAUUUCUGGAUGCUCUGUGAAGGGAUCUAUCUUCAUACCCUCAUCGUGGUGUCCGUGUUUAAUGAAGAGAAAAACCUGCGCUGGUAUUAUUUCCUGGGCUGGGGUUUCCCGCUGGUGCCGACCGUUACCCAUGCUAUCACUCGAGCACUGUACUACAAUGACAACUGCUGGAUGAGUGUGGAUACUCACCUGCUGUACAUCAUCCAUGGCCCUGUGAUGGCGGCACUGGUGGUGAAUUUCUUCUUUUUGCUGAACAUUGUCCGGGUUCUGGUGACUAAGAUGAGGGAAACCCAUGAGGCAGAGUCCCACCUGUACCUGAAGGCUGUGAAGGCCACCCUGUUCCUGGUGCCCCUUCUGGGUGUCCAGUUUGUCGUCUUUCCCUGGAGGCCCACCAACAAGGUGCUUGGAAAGAUCUAUGACUACUUCAUGCACUCGCUGAUUCACUUCCAGGGAUUCUUCGUUGCGAGUAUCUACUGCUUCCACAAUCAUGAGGUCCAAGCCGCUGUGAAACGCCAAUGGACACAGUUCAAAAUCCAGUGUAACCAGCGCUGGGGACCCCGCCCCUCCAACCGCUCCGCUGCUCGAGUUGCAGCCCCUGCUGAGGCUGGCGGUGACAACAUCCCAGUUUACAUCUGCCACCAGGAGCCAAGGAAUGAUCCGCCCAACAACCAAGGCGAGGAGGCUAUUGAGAUGAUCGCCAUGAAUGUCAUCGAGCAAGAGUCAUCUGCUUGA
Messenger RNA from Octodon degus (degu), 1407 nucleotides. It is a transcript of the gene Calcr, whose product is annotated as calcitonin receptor. Gene Ontology annotation, cellular component: axon; plasma membrane. The transcript is spliced from 12 exons. Lineage: Eukaryota; Metazoa; Chordata; Mammalia; Rodentia; Octodontidae. Gene Ontology annotation, biological process: positive regulation of cytosolic calcium ion concentration; cell surface receptor signaling pathway; adenylate cyclase-activating G protein-coupled receptor signaling pathway. Bases 1 to 1407 code for a protein of 468 amino acids. Gene Ontology annotation, molecular function: amylin receptor activity; calcitonin receptor activity. The record is from RefSeq and is a predicted model, not a curated record.